GAAACUCAAGAAGGAGAAGAACCUACAUCGUGGAAAUCGAUAAAAGAGAUAUUCACAGAACCUCAUCUUCGGAGAGCUGUUAUUCUUAGUAUCUCUGCUCUGCAGAAUACUGUAGCACUAUGGUCAAUGCUCCUAUCAUCAACAUAUUUUCUGGAACAGAUAGAUCUCGAUCAAGCUGUGGCAUCUUGGAGCAGUACAGCUAUGACUUUAGGUUAUGUACUUGGUACUAUUGUUGGAUCAACAUGGAUUGAGAGGUUGGUUUUGUGA
Molecule: messenger RNA, 267 nt
Organism: Strongylus vulgaris
Lineage: Eukaryota; Metazoa; Nematoda; Chromadorea; Rhabditida; Strongylidae
Source: the annotation of a GenBank genome assembly